Suncus etruscus (white-toothed pygmy shrew) is the source of this 2687-nucleotide messenger RNA. Its product is annotated as E3 ubiquitin-protein ligase RNF114-like. Lineage: Eukaryota; Metazoa; Chordata; Mammalia; Eulipotyphla; Soricidae. The transcript has 2 exons. Gene Ontology annotation, molecular function: ubiquitin protein ligase activity. Gene Ontology annotation, biological process: protein polyubiquitination; ubiquitin-dependent protein catabolic process. The record is from RefSeq and is a predicted model, not a curated record.
AUGAUUGACCGCCAAGGUUUUAAAUUAGUGUCCACCCUUUGUUUCCAAGGUCCCCUGUGGGAAAAGAAGCUGAAGUGUUGUUUUACAGUUGGUAAAAUUAAGGCAUUAAAGCAUAUUGUUAGCAAUCACUGCAGCGAGAGACCAGGCUUCCAAUCAUAUUCUGCACCUAAUUCUGUGGAAAAAUACAUCAGGACAUUAUUAUAUAGACCUUUGUGUUUAGAGGUUGAACUGUUGCUUCCAUCGAUUCUGGAUUCUUUAGGUUAUCAUGGGUAUUCGUGUCUUUGUGUUGCCACCCUUCCACUUCAUUUGAACACUUCACCAUGUUAUAUGGUGGUACCUAUGGUGUUUGGAAACUUUACACUUUCGACCGUUGUAUUUGUUCACAGACCGGAUCGUGGCACGCAGUUGCCGGCAGCAGCCACCGUCGCCGACGUGGACCCCCUGGGCCGCUUCACGUGCCCCGUGUGCCUCGAAGUGUAUGAGAAGCCGGUGCAGGUGCCCUGCGGACACGUCUUUUGCACUGCAUGGCUGCAGGAAUGUCUGAAGCCGAAGAAGCCUGUCUGUGGGGUGUGUCGAAGAGCUCUGGCACCUGGGGUCUGAGACAUCGAGCUCGAGCGGCAGAUUGAGAGCACAGAGACUUCUUGCCAUGGCUGCCACAAAAAUUUCUUCCUCUCCAAGAUCCAGGCCUAUGUUACAACCUGCUCCAAAUAUCAGAGUUUUAUUAUGGAAGGCGUGAAGGCCACCACCAAAGAUGCAUCCCUUCAACCAAGGAACAUACCAAACCGUUAUACUUUUCCUUGUCCUUAUUGUCCCGAGAAGAACUUUGACCAGGAAGGAUUUGUGGAGCACUGCAAGAUAGUCCACAGCACGGACACCAAGUCUGUGGUAUGUCCAAUCUGUGCCUCAAUGCCCUGGGGGGACCCCAACUACCGCAGCGCCAACUUCAUUGAGCACAUCCAAUGCUGGCACCAGUUUUCAUAUGACACUUUUGUGGACUACGAUGUGGAUGAAGAGGACAUGAUGAAUCAAGUGCUGCAGUGCUCAGUCAUCGACCAGUGAGCCAGUCCCGCAUUUGCCUCCUGUUCCAGAGCUUCUGUUGAUGUGUUCCAUGUAUCUGUGCAACUCUUCCACUGGCCAUGUACAACAGACCUAGGAGUGAACUGCAGUGUGGGGACAGGACCACUGGUGACAAAGAAAUGGUUCCAGGCCUGAGUCCUCCCUGCCUCUUGGCUCCUCCCUCCUACUCACCUUUUGUGUUACAUGGUCUGGUCUUUCUGCCUCAGUUGCUUCUGGAAGUUUCCGCUGCCAGCCUCCACACCUGUCCUUGUUCCUCACACCAGCCUCCCAUCCAGCUCUCACCCUUCACAUCCUCAGGCACUUCAAGACCAUCACGAAUAGCACAAAUGAGAUCAUGUCUCGUCAUUGGUGUGGAUGAUUUCUGACAGCCGUGAGUCUGAUUGGUGAUUGCAUACCUCUUCACUGUACAUUUCUGGGCCCUGGCAGCUGUCCUGGAAACCUUUCAGAUGUCUGGUUAAGUGAAUGUUCUGGAUUUAGCACAGUCUGAUGCUGGAAGUUCAGAUUGUUGAUAAUAUUUUCUUAGUACUUACAACUACUGCACACUCUUAGAGUUAACUAGUUCAGUCUUAAAUGCCUGCAUGGUGCCUUUUUAGGGGUAAGGUGAAAAUAAGUGCUUCUAGGUUAGGAAAGUUAGACUCCCUCUGUAAGUGGGAGGAAGGUUAGGCAGAGCUGGGAGGACUAGAAUUUUUGGUUUGUAAUUUUCAAAUAAGAGUAUUUUGGAUGUCUAGUUCGUGAUUACUUCUGUGUUGAGGAGCCUGCUUACAUUCUUGUCCUGUGUAAAAAGGAAUCUGCAAAUGAAGAUAUUGGAGGAAUCCCAUGGAUAUUAGUUCUUUUAGUUUUAAUUUGGAAACUUGCAGUGAGCUAAGCAUUGUUUUUUUAUUACAGAGAGUUCCUUAGGAUGCUGGUUUCAAUAGAGCUUUGUGAAGACCAGCCUUCUCAGAGUUCAGUCAGAGGUGCAACUCUCCUAUCUCUGAGCUAGAAAAAUUGUUCUGGAAAACUGGCUUUGAUAACAGCUCCAAAGCCUGAUGUCCAUUAUGUUUCACAGGUACCCAUAAAUACAAGGUUCAGAGCCACCAGCCUAUUCCUAAGAGUCUUGACCAAAAAGGCAUGGAUGUCAGUUCCUUUUUUCACAGCAGACACCAACUGUUUAGUCUUGAGUGUGGAGAUGCGACUGGUUUGGGAGUGGGGUCUGGGAAGGACCCAAGGACUCGAUGCUUAUUCUCUCUGGGGUGGGGUGGGCCUCUCCCCAUUACCCACAAGCACUUCGAGAUGUUUCUAACCAGCAAGUUGGGCCCAAGGGAUAAGAUGUGUUUUCUACUGUGUUUUUUUGUUUGGGAGGGCCCAGAUGUCUGAAGGUCAUUUUCUCCACUGUAAUUGCUGGGAGAAAAUCUCCCUGGAUUGAUCAUUUCAGUCUGUCUUUGGAGGGAAAUUCGACCAGUCCUUCAUUUGAGGGAAUUGAUGGAGAGCACCAUACAGGUGGUACAAAAUCUGAUGGCCUUGUAUUAAGUGCACUUCAUGUAUUUCUAAUAAGAUGACUUUCCAGAAAGUGAAUUUUGUUAUGUUCUGGCUUUUAAAAGGUGAAAUACAAAUAAAUUUCAUAAUUUAUCCAA